AAUUUCACCCCUGUCCACAUUGCCUUCCUUGCCUUUCCUGCAUAAAUCCUGGGUGAGAAUCCCAAAGCUAUUCAGAUGUUGUACACAAAGCUCUUGUGCCUUCUUUCAAAGAAUGUGUUUUACUUGUGAUCUGGCUGAGAGCCCACUCCAAUGGGUGCAACUGAGACAUGAUUGGUACCCAUUUAUCUUUCCAGAUGCAGACAUCUGCACCAAGUGUCCAGAAGACCAGCAUCCCAACCAAGACAAGGAUCAGUGUUUCUCCAAGGAGACAACCUUCCUCUCCUAUGAAGAACCUCUGGGGAUCGUCCUUGGGUCCUUAGCCCUCUUCUUCUCCUCAACCACCCUUUUACUCUUCGGCAUCUUCCUUAAAAACAGAGUAACUCCAAUAGUCAAAGCCAACAACCGAGAUCUCUCCUAUCUUCUCCUGGUCUCCCUCCUGCUCUCCUUCUUGUCCUCUUUCCUCUUCAUUGGCCGGCCACAGAAGGUCACCUGCCUCCUCCGACAAGCAGCCUUCAGCCUCAUCUUCUCAAUUGCCAUCUCAUCUGUGUUGGCCAAAACCAUUAUGGUGGUGCUGGCCUUCCUGGCCACAAGGCCUGGGAACAGGAUGAGGAGGUAUCUAAGAAAGGGUCUGGCUAAUGCCCUCGUCCUUUCUUGCUCUGGGGUUCAAGUGGUCAUCUGCAUCACAUGGUUGUGUAUCUCUCCCCCCUUCCCAGACUCUGACAUGAAUUCCCAGCCUGGAGAGAUCCUCCUGAAAUGCAACCAAGGGUCAGUGGCCAUGUUCUACCUUUCCCUUGGCUACCUGGGCUUCCUGGCUGCCACAUGCUUCACGGUGGCUUUCCUGGCUAGGAAGCUGCCUGGGGCCUUCAACGAAGCCAAGCUGAUCACCUUCAGCAUGCUGAGCCAGUAA
This is a messenger RNA of Sceloporus undulatus (fence lizard), 907 nucleotides long. Its product is annotated as vomeronasal type-2 receptor 26-like. Bases 113 to 907 code for a protein of 264 amino acids. Gene Ontology annotation, biological process: G protein-coupled receptor signaling pathway. The transcript has 2 exons. The record is from RefSeq and is a predicted model, not a curated record. NCBI's taxonomy places the organism in Eukaryota, Metazoa, Chordata, Lepidosauria, Squamata, Phrynosomatidae. Gene Ontology annotation, molecular function: G protein-coupled receptor activity. Gene Ontology annotation, cellular component: membrane.